Messenger RNA from Megalopta genalis, 2931 nucleotides. Lineage: Eukaryota; Metazoa; Arthropoda; Insecta; Hymenoptera; Halictidae. The record is from RefSeq and is a predicted model, not a curated record.
AUGGCAGCUUUAAUCAAGAAAAGAGUUGUAACCGAGCCACCAUUAAAAAGGUUGAAAACACUACGUUUAGCUUCUACAUCAGGGAGUAAGAAUGGAACAGAAGGAAGUUCUGCUCUAGCUUACAUAGAAUGUCUAGAGAAAUGUAAAUGUGGCAAUGAUGCUUUACAGCUUCUUGUCCGUAUAUCUGAUACUAUAGCUUACAUUCCCCCAGAGGAAGUUCCAACAGUUGUAAAAAAGUUAUCAGAAAGGUUUGCCAUUGAAACAGAAGCUGCAGUUCGAGCUAAAAUACUUUGGAUAUUUGCAGAACUAGGAGAAGUAACACAUGAUUCUACAGAGAAGACAAGGAUUGUCAAUGAAACUGCUGAGCUUUUGAGAAAUGAAGAAUCCCAUAGAGUAAAGAGUCAAGGCUUAGCAACUUUGUUAAAAUUAGGAGAUUUUCAUAGGAAUCUUGUUUUAAAAAUUGCUCGUGAACACUUACCAGACACCUGGCAUGGUGUGCAAACACGUUGUCUUUCUAUCAUUGGUAGAUACUUGACUGCAAAUACUGCAGAUGACACAUUAAUAUUUGUUGGCAACUAUGCACGUUCUCAGGAUCCAAGAGUUCGUGCUCAAGCAUUCGAAACAAUGGCAGAGCUUCAUUCUCAUAGGGGAUGCAGACUGCCGGCAAGUUUCUUUGGAGAAGCUUGUGCCGCGCUUAGGGAUGACUACGAGAUCGUUCGACGCGCUGUUUUAAAAUUGAUAUGGCUGUUAGGAAGAGAAUAUCCUGAGAACAUGAUUAUGGGUUCAGAUGGAGAAGACACACGCAUGGUAGACUGUGCAUUCUCUCAAAUCUGCAGUUUUAUGGGCGAUUUAUCACCAAGAGUCAGAACUUCGGCAAUGACGCUUCUAGGCUCAAUGAAAGGGGUAUCUCAACGACACAUAGAGCAAGCAUUAGACAAGAAACAAAAAAUCGUGGAAGCAGACCGGCCAGAAGUCGAAGAAAAGAGUGGAUCUUGCGGUGCAUUUAUUCACGGUUUGGAAGACGAGUUUUUGGAGGUGCGAACAGCAGCAGUCGAGGCGCUUUGUACACUGUCCUUAGAACAACCGAACAUAGCUAGGGUUGCUCUGGACUUUAUGGUAGAUAUGUUCAAUGAUGAAAUUCAAGAUGUAAGGUUGAGAGCUAUCGAGUCAUUAAGGAGAAUAUCUGCAAGCGUAACGCUUCGUGAGGAUCAAUUGGAAACGAUAUUAGGUGCGCUAGAAGAUUUCUCAGGUGAGGUACGAGAAGGUCUGCACGCCACUUUAGCUGCCAGCCGGCUAGCUACAAGAAAUUGUUUGCAUAUGUGUGUAAACCGUCUUCUUGAAAACUUAACUCGUUAUCCGCAAGAUAGAGAGAGUAUUAGAAGCUGCUUAGCAGCAUUAGGAGCAUCGCAUCCAUAUUUGACAUUGCCUUUAGUACCCCAGCUUCUUGGUCGACAUCCAUUCUUUGACACACCGGAACCGGAUGUUGAUGAACCCUCUUAUGCAAGCGUAUUGGUGAUGAUAUUUAACGCGGCGUUCCAUUGUCCAAGCAUGCACGCUCUUUUCACAGAGCACACAUCUAAACACUAUCAUUAUUUGCGGGACACAAUGCCGCAUCUAGUUCCACGAUUACGGCCAGCUAUAACCAGCGGACCAGGCUUUGAAAGGGAUGAUAAAACUGAUGAGGAGACCGAGCGAGGAAAAGAAUUUUUGGAAAAGGUAGUCACAGGCGUCGAAAAUGCAAGGCCGAGUGGUAGAGUUCAUACUCAGCUCCUAGAAGCUGCAGCCAUUGAUUUAGAUCGUCUGGCAGAAAUGGACUAUCGUAUGGAAGGAGCAGCGCGAUUCACCGCUCUUUAUAUACGUUGUUUGUUGCUUCUAAAAUCCGUUUUAAAAGAAUUCUCAAUGUCGUCUGCAAAUUCGAUAUCAACCAGUCCAUUCCCAAACACUACGACCAACAUUUCGGUUCUUCUUCGGAAUACUCAAAAGCUGCAACGAUUGUUCAGUGGACUAGCUGAAAUCGAUACGAUGCUAGCCAUUGACUUGUGGCUGAAAGCCUUGGCAGUUGAACUGAUACGAGUCACAAGAAGCGUGACUGGAAGAAGUGCUCUUCCACUGACACGAUACUUUCUUUCUGAAGCAGACACCCUACCGCAAGAUACGUCCAAGUUGCCGACGUUUUCUAGAGCUCUUGUACUUCAAAUCCCGACAUUGGCUGAUGUUAAACCAGGAUCAUUGACGCGGUUACUAUUACCGUUGCUUUUAACACCUGCCGCACAAGGUGAGGAACGAUUACCAAGACCAUCGGUGUCAACGCGAUUCUGCAGAGCCAUCAUAGAAGAACCUAGAGGCGAUGCUGACGCCGCAUUGAAAUUCACCGGGGGUCUUCUACUAGGCAUCCCGUUAACAGCUAAACUGUUGAACUUGAGAGACCCAAGUAUACUCCGUGUUAAACUGAGACAUCCUGAUCAACAAGUCCAGUUAUUAUUGCCACGACAGUCCGAUCUACGGUUACAGAAUACGGAACAAAAUGACUACAGACUGAAGACCACCGUUCUGUUGUCUCAUCAAGUUUGGAUGGAAGCGUGCAACGUAGAAAUAUCUCUUGCACUUCUCGUACCAUCGGCGGCACUCGACGAUCCGUGUGUCAUUGAUCUUUGCAAACCGACCAAAGUGUCGAUAGCACCAAAACCAGUGAAGAGAGGUAUCUAAUGAUAUUUUUAUAUAACGGUAGAAUGUUUUAUACAAUAUUCGUUUCUUGUAAAUAAAUCCGAAAUAAACUAAAUCACAUUCUAUGUUUGUAUAAUACAAUUCUGAAAGAUGGUUUUAAAAUCAUCAUCGUUUGCCACGUUACUAAUAACAAGACAUUAUAAAUACAUGAUUUUAAUUGAUUGGGAUGUUGAGAUUCUUUCAUUAAAAGAAUAGUUUGUAUGGAAA